AUGCUGUUUCAAGCACUGAUUCUUGGCAUCGCUGCCCUCGAACACAUCCGCGGCCUUCCAACCUCAGCCAGCCAACCUGUGGGAGCCCGUCAGUACUAUCCGGAUCCCGACGACCCAUCUCUUCCCCCGUCUCCUGAAGAUUGCCUCAGGCUAUCCUUCAGCGAGCCAGCGUGGUCCAUCUACGAUCCCGCACUGCUGUCGGUGAAUGUCUCAGAUGGAGGCACUCAAGGCGAUAUUCGCUUCUACACCAGAAACGUCGCUACUGGCCAACAUGCAGAUUGCAGAGUGACCAAUAUCGAACUCAACCCAAAGGGCGCCCAGUUGGAAACUUGGCACAACUGCAAUGUCACAGACUUGCAAUUUCAGUUUCUUCUCGAUGACUUUCAGGUGAGACUGAGGGGUGGUUGGAAUUUCCACGGACAUGGUGUCUGGGAAGAACCUGUCGUUCAAGGUUGUCUGGAAGAGUGGAAUACACCUCGUGGUCAAGAGACGCUUUGCAUCAUGGGAGGAUCAUAUGUCGCUGCCACGCUGACUAGUCCGAUGGAUCUACAACCUCAAUGGCCCCUGCUUCCCUACACACCUUUUGAGAGGGCGUGGAGAUGCGUCGAUCGCUCAUGGGAUCCCGAGUUUACUGUCCACAGCUUGGAAUACCAGCAUCACGAGGGUUCAUACGAAUUUACUCUGGAUCUUGAGAAUCAUUCCAGCGGCGAAAGGACAGUCUGCAAAUCCGAGACACUUGACGAGAAGGGCCUACCUACCGAUGGCUCAACACCGUGGGUAAAGUGUUUGGCUGAGAAUGCCACGUUCGACGUUCUGCUGGACAGGACGUAUGAUAUCCUGGGGAUUCGCCAGGAGUGGAAGUGUAGUGACAAUGUCAAGGAUAUUGAGCCAGAAGACUAUCGUGCCACGGGAUUGAUUCAGGCACGCCUUGAUUGUGCCAAACCGACAGACAAAAUACACAAAGACUAUACUUGCACCCUACCUGCCGCGUCACCAUUGACAUUUACUGGAUAUCCUGCCAUCGACAAAACCGUGCUCCCGCCUUUCCCUCACACUUUCUACAACAGAAGUUGCACAAUCAACUCCAUCAGCAACACCCAUACUCUUACCUUGAACGAGUACAAGAUUGAAACGGCCGAUGACGGAAAACUCGAGGGGACUUUCAGUUUCUAUAAUCCUGGGCCCGGAGAAACGUGGAGCCUGUCCAAGAUUCCUGUGCUCAACGAUGCAACUUGGCAUGAGUGCACCCCUGGGAAGGGAACAGAACUGCCUUGGCAAUUGGCCAGAUGCAGUUAUGCACUUUCUUUGCACGAAAAGUCGCCCGAAAUCCGGUUUGAUCUGGCAUGGUACUGUGAUGAUCGCGAUCCAAGUAAUGCGUAG
Podospora anserina S mat+ is the source of this 1380-nucleotide messenger RNA. RefSeq lists its product as uncharacterized. Bases 1 to 1380 code for a protein of 459 amino acids. Lineage: Eukaryota; Fungi; Ascomycota; Sordariomycetes; Sordariales; Podosporaceae. The record is from RefSeq and is a predicted model, not a curated record. The transcript has 3 exons.